CACACUCUCACACACACACACACACACACACACACACACACUUGUAUUUUGUGCUGUCGUAAAACCCACGUGUCCAGCCGGGAGGCUGCCAGAGCGUGGAGCUGAGGAACCCGGACGCUGCGGCGGGCCGAGCGCAGCAGCCCAGCGCGGCUCCGAUCGGCGCCCGGGCCGGCCCGCGCCCCCGCGCGCUCGGCUGAACUGCUCUAGCGCGCUCCGCCGGCCUCCGCGCCCAGCGCUCGCCGCCCAGGAGGGUUCGGGGCCGCCCGACCAUAUCCAGGGCGUUCCUCCCCCGCCGCGCAGGGGCAUGUAGCGCACGCGGGACGCACACUGUACCGCACGCUCCCCGACACGCGCGCACGCACGCACCCGCCGGCGGCGCCGAGUUUCCAGCUUGAGAGGUCGGACAUGCUGAAACCCGGAGACCCCGGCGGCUCGGCCUUCCUCAAAGUGGACCCAGCCUAUCUGCAGCACUGGCAGCAACUCUUCCCGCACGGCGGCAGCGGCGGCCCGCUCAAGGGCGGCGGCGCCGCGGGUCCCCUGGGCGCGCCCGGCGGGGACGUGAGGGGCGGCCCGCGCUUCCGCUGCAGCGCCGAGGAGCUGGACUAUUACCUGUACGGGCAGCAGCGCAUGGAGAUCAUCCCGCUCAACCAGCACACCAGCGACCCCAACAACCGUUGCGACAUGUGCGCGGACAACCGCAACGGCGAGUGUCCCAUGCACGGGCCGUUGCACUCGCUGCGCCGGCUCGUGGGCACCAGCAGCGCCGCGGCCGCCGCGCCCCCGCCGGAGCUGCCCGAGUGGCUGCGGGACCUGCCGCGGGAGGUGUGCCUGUGCACCAGCACCGUGCCCGGCCUGGCCUACGGCAUCUGCGCCGCACAGAGGAUCCAGCAGGGCACCUGGAUCGGGCCCUUCCAGGGCGUCCUCCUGCCCCCGGAGAAGGUGCAGGCCGGCGCCGUGAGGAACACGCAGCAUCUCUGGGAGAUAUAUGACCAAGAUGGGACACUACAGCACUUUAUUGAUGGUGGGGAACCUAGUAAGUCGAGCUGGAUGAGGUAUAUCCGAUGUGCAAGGCACUGCGGAGAACAGAAUCUAACAGUAGUUCAGUACAGGUCGAAUAUAUUCUACCGAGCCUGUAUAGAUAUUCCCAGGGGUACCGAGCUUCUGGUGUGGUACAAUGACAGCUAUACGUCUUUCUUUGGGAUCCCCUUACAAUGCAUUGCCCAGGAUGAAAACUUAAAUGUCCCCUCGACGGUCAUGGAGGCCAUGUGCAGGCAGGACGCCCUGCAGCCCUUCAGCAAGAGCGGCAAGCUGCCCCCCGCCGCCCAGCAGCGCUCCGUGGUCUUCCCGCAGACUCCGUGCAGCAGGAACUUCUCUCUCCUGGACAAGUCUGGGUCCAUGGAGUCGGGAUUUAACCAGAUCAACGUGAAAAACCAGCGCGUGCUCGCGAGCCCGACUUCCACCAGCCAGCUGCACUCGGAGUUCAGUGACUGGCAUCUUUGGAAAUGCGGCCAGUGCUUUAAGACUUUCACGCAGCGGAUCCUUCUACAGAUGCAUGUGUGCACGCAGAACCCUGACAGACCUUAUCAGUGCGGUCACUGCUCCCAGUCCUUUUCACAACCGUCCGAGCUGAGGAACCACGUGGUCACUCACUCCAGUGACCGGCCUUUCAAGUGUGGCUACUGUGGCCGUGCCUUCGCCGGGGCCACCACCCUUAACAACCACAUCCGAACCCACACUGGAGAAAAGCCCUUCAAGUGCGAGAGGUGUGAGCGGAGCUUCACGCAGGCCACACAGCUGAGCAGACACCAGAGGAUGCCCAAUGAGUGCAAGCCGAUCACCGAGAGCCCGGAAUCCAUCGAAGUGGAUUAACGGAUUGACUGGUUGGAAUUAAACUGCAAGGAAAGUCAUGAUUAAAUGUCAUGGACGCUUAAGCAAAACCAAAGAUUUCCUCUGAGCAACUUUCAAUCAGUCCCAGAAAACCAAAAGCAGUAAUAAAAUAAGUAAGAUGUGAAGAGAUAUUGAUCCUGGCGUGGAAGUCCGACCAGGAAAGAGAUUAUUUAUUUAUGACUAGGGAUGAGACUUGUUUCAGUGGACGCCUGACCUGGGACGGCUCCCGUGGCCGCUCCCACCGUGUAUUUGCUUUGUUUCUAAAAAGCUUUUUUAAACUGUUAUUUAAUACCAAAGGGAGGCAUCCUGUGGGUUCUCGUGCCCACGCUUGUGACUGAGAAUCCACAGGGACUUCUUUCUCAUUGCACCUUUUUUUAGUAGCAUGAUUCAAGGGGACCCGUUGUACAGCCCCCUGCCCCCCUUCCUGCCACGUGGGUUCGGGUGGCGUGACGCGGCCACCCCGGCAGGACCGCGGAACCCGGAGCCAGAGCCUCUGCUAGGUCAGUGCCACCGCGGGCCCCCGCGGGUGGUCCAUUUCUGUGUCUUCCUACGCACUUUUUACGCCACUCCUUCUGUCCAGCAGCCUGGCCUUGGCGCAGAAGAGCCUGGAAGAGGCAGAAGAUGAUUCCGUCUCAGAAUUCAAGGAAAAGAAGUGGGGACCUUUCUCGGGCCUGUCAAGAUCUCAGAAACAUUGAACCUGUACAGAGCUUCAUAAUACAGUAUAUUGUUCCGAAGCAGCUAGUUGAGAAGAUUUUGUUUUC
Messenger RNA from Ailuropoda melanoleuca (giant panda), 2648 nucleotides. It is a transcript of the gene PRDM6, whose product is annotated as PR/SET domain 6. Gene Ontology annotation, biological process: regulation of gene expression. NCBI's taxonomy places the organism in Eukaryota, Metazoa, Chordata, Mammalia, Carnivora, Ursidae. Gene Ontology annotation, cellular component: nucleus. The record is from RefSeq and is a predicted model, not a curated record. The transcript is spliced from 9 exons. Bases 406 to 1869 code for a protein of 487 amino acids. Gene Ontology annotation, molecular function: histone methyltransferase activity; protein binding.